UGUUAGAUGAUUGAGAACUUACUCUUUCCAUAGUAUUUCUAAUUCAUUACAAAACCAUCAAUACUUUCUUAAACUAUUAGAAACAGUAAAUAAAAAAAUCAAAGAAUACUGGAGACAACUUUGAGCCUGGAGUACACAGGCAGAUUACAUUAACACUUCACACAGAGAAAGCAGGAGUGAUAAUCUUGCCCUUUUCAGGCCUUGCUGGGGCCCACCCUUGUGUAAGCCUGAAGGAGACUGCAGCAGGAUGGUGCUUUAGCAGGCAUAGCAGGAGCAAAUCAAGGGGAGAAGGGAGUGGGGGACUCCCACCCAUGGACAUUUCACACCUCCUGCAUAUUAUGCAAGGACACGUGCAGGGAGAUGGGAUCACCUCCUCGCAGCUCACCAUACGGUGUCCUCAUCUACCCCCUACAGCUGACCUUAUAAACAUCUUAAAUCUCUGUGAUUUCUCCACCCUUCUCUGGGUAUUAAGAUUUUUUUCUAAUAGCCUCUUCCUUCCAGAGGAGUCAAGUGUCAAAUAGUGAAAGAUGCCUGACAUAUUUUUCAUCUAGGGAAAGACUUGGUGCCUGAGAAUUAAAAGGCUGGAGAAUAAAAUGUGAGUGGAACAGGAAUAUGAUAUUAGGGCCUGGAUUCUGCUGCUGGAACCAAAAGGCUGUUGGAAAGCUAAUGAGCACAUGAUGACUCCUUACAUACUUGAACCUCAUUUUUAAAUAGACCCAAAUGUUCCUGAUUGAGAAGACAGUCAUGGGUCAGAACUGGUAAGCAGGUAAUGGAAAUCAUUGAUUGAAGAAACCUAAGAGCUGUGCAGGGCCAAGUGUAUUUAAAAGCCUUCUCAGCUUUCCUUUAUAGCCUCUCCAGUGAUUAAUGAUGCUGGGCAACAGGAUGGGAGGGCUUACUUCUAUCAGACCAUUCCUUCACAUAUAUAGAAAGAAAAGUUCCCUCAUCUCACUCUCUAAAGCUGAAGGCCAGACUUGUAGCAUAAACCAUAACACUGGUGAUGGUAGGAGCCCACAGUGGGCAGUGAUGGUGAUGGGGAUCUGCAGAGCACUGCUUUCAUCCAGCAGUCUUGGAGAUUUCCUGUGUUUAGCUUGGAGGAGGGUACAAGAAAGGAAUUUUCUAACUUGCCAUAGUAAUCCCAGUUUCAGAACUGGGAGGAAAAACUGGGAUGGAAAACUGAUCUGUAGUUUUGAACCAUACUGGGUAAUAGCAAGUUCAACUUUGUUUCAGGAUUAUUAAAUUAAUUUUAGUUAUUUUCCAUAACUCUCAUCUAUUUUAUUCUUUAUGUAGAACAUGUAAUUGUACAUUAUACACAGACCACUUGUCAGCUUUAGCUUCUCAGAACUAACCAAGGUCUUUAUUUGGGUGUUUCUAUUAAUUGAAACAUUGCUAUGAUUUAACUUCUUGUGAAAAUGGUAAUGUUUCCUCUCUUGAGAUCAUUAGCUCAACUCUAGUGCCAAACAUGAUCAAAGGUUACUGUUAUUUGAGAUCUGUUGCAUCAUCUUUAUGAACAAAGAAGAAAAGUCUGACAAACCAUAUCUAGAAGAAAGUGCCUUUGAAGCACUGGAAAAAGACUCCCAAGAAUUCAUCAGUAUACUGAGCAGAGAUGAAGCUCUGGAAAAAUUCCGUGUUGAAUAUGAGAAGCUUCUUGCUAUUAUGAAGAAGUCUCGUGAAAAUGAAAAGCAUCUCAUGGAGAAAUGCAGGAAGCUGAGUGCUGAACUUGUGGAGAAAUCAUCCAAAGUAGCUGUGCUCACCAAACUCACUCAUGAUGAUGGGGAAACUAUAUCAUCAUUGAAGUCGGAGCUUGAAAGGGCCUGGAAAAUGGUGGAUAAAGCCCAUGAAAGGGAACAGAAAACAAAGGAAACAAUUGAUUCACUGAAAAACGAAAUUUCACGCCUAAAUAAUUUAAUGAAGGAAAGAGCUGGACAGGAUUACAAUGUUGGGGAUUUGCUAAGACUUCAAGAAGAGGUAACAGAAGAGCGAGACCAGCUGUUGUCAGAAGUUGUGGAGUUACGUCAAAGUCUCGCUGAAAUCACAGAGCAGCAGCAGGAAACAGAAAAGGCAAAAAAUGAGGCAGAGCAAUCCGUUUUGCAGCUUCAGCAAGACAUCCAGCUGCGUCAAAGCGAGGAAUUACGAGAGCUACGAAAGAAGGAAAAAGUAGAGGCUGAGCUGAAAGAUCUUCUAGCUGAAAUGGAUAAGAAGCAAGCUGAGGUCCAGAAGUUACAGCAACAAAUAGAGAAUGACAAAGAGGAACAACUGAAAAUAGAAAAUAAUCUUAAAGAGCAGAAGACCUUGAAUGAAAAAGCUGGUAAGGAACUUGAGCAAUUGAAGAUGAAAUAUCAAAAGCUCUCACAAGACAAUGAGCAGCAGACUGCAAUGCUUGAUGAUGUGAUGAAGGACAUCAGUCAGAAGACGGCACAACUGAAAGAGUUAGAGGAUGAAGCAGGUCAUAUGAGCCUUGAAAUUUCAAAGCUGAGCAAAAUGAGAGAUGUUCUCCAGAAUAAGCUGCGUACUGCAGAGGAACAAAAAGUUGAUGCAGAACAUGAAAAAAACAUGCUAAAAAAUCAAAUAAUCAGACUGGAGAAAGAGUUGGAGACAGGCAAAAAGCAGGCAGAGUCUGACAAGAGAGCCAUAGAUGGGCUUGUGAGGGAAAGGGAUAUGCUAAACCAGAACUUGGUCAAGGCUGCAAAUGCUACUCAGAAGCAGAUAGAUUUGGUGAAGUUUCAUGAACAGUCAAAACAGAACUUGGAGACAGAAAUCCAACAUUAUAAGAUAGAAGCUCAGAAACAAAGGAAGAUUAUUUACCAAUUGGAGAAGGAGAGAGAGAGUUUCAUCAAGGAAGCGACUGAGCUAAAAGAGAAGAUCCUCAAUCACAUGAAAGAUCUUGAAAUGCAUCAAAUUCAGAUCUGCAACUAUGAGAAGGAAAUAGAAAUGCAAGGGGUUAAAUUAAAACAACAACAAGCUCUUUGUGAAACUCUGAGAACAGAGAGGACCCUGUACAGUAAAAAUCUGAUUGAAGCUAAGGAUGAGAUGGCAGAAAUGAUGAUGAAACUGAGAAAUUCCACACGUCAGGUGGAUCAGCUGAAAGAGGAGAUCAAAGAAAAGGAUAUAUCCCUUGAGAAAGUACAAGUGGAAUUCCAGCAGUCAGAGGAUGAGAGAGAGUCGAUGAAAGCUGAACUGCUUAAGAUGACAAAACAGGCUCAGGAAGCCAAAGCCUAUAUUGAAAAUCAGGAGGCAGAAGAGAAAAGACUCCUAAAAAUCAUUGCUGAAGCUGAUGCAGAGAGACUGAAGCAGAAGAAGGAAUUUGACAAGGUGCUCUGUGAGAGACACGCCCUGGGGACGCAGCUUAUUCACCGCAAUGAGGAGGCGGCGCUGCUCUACGAGAAGAUAAAAAUCCAGCAGGCCAUCCUAAACCGGGGCGAGAGCGAGUACCGGCAGCGGCUGGAAGACAUGCGGAUUCUCAAGCUGGAGAUCAAAAAACUUCGGCGUGAGAAGGGAAUACUUGGCAAGAGUGUGGCUAACGUGCAGGAGCUCAGAUGGGAGUUUAAUCACAUGCAGAAGGAACUGUUAAGGGAACAGACUCGGUGCAAAAUUUUGGAAGAAGAACUGCAGAGGCCCUUGCAAGUUCACAGAUGGAGAAAAUUAGAGGCCAGUGACCCCACUACCUAUGAGCUGAUUCUGAAAGUUCAGAGACUACAGAAGCGACUUAUCAGCAAGACAGGUGAAGUGAUAGAAAAAGAAUUUCUCCUUCAGGAAAAGGAGAAGCUGUAUGUGGAGCUGAGGCACAUGCUGGCCCGGCAGCCUGGGCCCGAGGCCACGGAGCAGCUGCAGCAGUACCGGAACAUCCUCCGGGAGAAGGGGAAGCAGAUCAAAGUUUUGUCCUCAGAACUGACUAUGUGUGAAACACAGAGCAAAGAAUACAAACAUGAAAUUGAAAGACUUAACAACGAGCUUCUGGAAGUGAAAAAGAAGUAUCUGUCUCAGAAACGCAAGGACCAACAGAAGAAGGAGAAGGAGCGAUCCAGCAUUCAUAUGAGGACAAAAUUGCCACCCCUCAAGACUCAUGUACCUCACUUCAGCUUAGGGGGCUUUCCUUCAAGCAAACCCAUUCCCAAAAUUGCAGUCUAGGAAUGCACUCAUCUAGUUGCAUUCCUGUUCCCAGUUUCUUGUUUGAGAAACUGUAAUUUUAAAAGAGAUUCAGAAUCUACUGAAAUCACUGUAUCACCUUCAGGAAAAAAAUGAUAUAUUGCAUGUAAUCAAACACAUUUUUACACUGGAAUUACAUUUUAUGUUGCAUUUAUAUAUUUUACAUUUUAUAUUGGAAUUAACAUAGUUCUUUUUACAAUCUGUGUACCAAAUUUGCCCAUUUGAGGCCAGCAGACGCCUGCACGGAUGUAAAUGGAUAGUGGAGAUAUUUCUUCAAUAUUGUGUCUCUGUUUAGCACUGUAAUGCCACAAAAUGCCUUAAUAUGUAGUUAUUUCUCUUUUAUCUACCUCAGUUGUAAGCACACACUCCAUUUAUCUUCUGACUCAAAGCACCUGAAAGAAAUGAGAAUACAGAAAAGAAGAAAAAUUAAUAAGCUGAUGUUUCAAGCCCUGCUGAGCAAAUGCAAAAUUAACAAGUCUUUACUUAGAUGUACAUAUGUAGCAGUUCUCUGUGUAGGUAGUGUAUAAUAGGGUUUAUGCAGUGUUAGCUACAGUUGUUAGGAAGAUCAAGGAAGUUUGUGGCCACAAUGUACAUUAUUAAGAGCAGGAUUGUGUUUACUCUGGUAGAUACAAAGUGACAUAAUUAUGUCUGUUCAAUCUGGGGACACUGUGCACACUCACUGGGACAUGCUGUUCUUCCACACAAAUCCUUCAGAGCGAUUAAAACUUGGACUCAAAACAUGGCAAACUUUAUGCUUUAAUUUCUAGACACUUGGGCAUUUUUGUAACUUUCAGAAAUUGUUUUUGUAAUACAGCAGGAGCCCUCCAACCUUUUCAGCCAAAAGAGAUUUAAUUACCAUUCAUUAACAAGUGAAAUAACAAAGUCACGGCAUGAGGUGCUGAAGUAUAGAAAACUUUCAAGCUGUAAAAUAAAAUGUUUUGAAACCGA
Haemorhous mexicanus (house finch) is the source of this 5091-nucleotide messenger RNA. It is a transcript of the gene CFAP58, whose product is annotated as cilia and flagella associated protein 58. Gene Ontology annotation, cellular component: cytoskeleton. NCBI's taxonomy places the organism in Eukaryota, Metazoa, Chordata, Aves, Passeriformes, Fringillidae. The record is from RefSeq and is a predicted model, not a curated record. The transcript is spliced from 18 exons. Bases 1504 to 4125 code for a protein of 873 amino acids.